AUGAACAUCUUACAUCACAAAAGCUGGCAUGUUUAUAAUAAGGCUAAUAUUGAAAGAGUACGUAAAGAUGAAGCAGAAGCAGAAGCAGAAGCAAAGAAAAAACAAGAACGUGCUCUUUUAGCUGAAAGCGAAGCUAGACUCACCUUAUUAAGAAAGAAAGCUGAAUCAAAGCUAUUACAACAAGGAGAUAACACAGCUGAUGAUCAAAAAAUUCAACAUGUUAAUCUAUUUCAAGAUCUAGAAAAUAAAGGCAAUAAUGAAGAGCAUGAAGCUGAAAAGAAUGAAAAAGAAAAGAAAUGGGAGCGUCAAAUUACAAUGUAUCUGGAUAAAGGAGCAACAAAAGAAGACGAUCCUUGGUAUGUUAAAAAAGAUCGAAAGGAAGAAAAAUAUUUAGAUCCUUAUACAUUUAAGAGUAAUAAAAAACAUAAACGAGAUCCAGUAAAGAUUAACGAUGAUCCAUUACAUUACAUUACUAAAACUUUGAAAGAGAGAGAAGAAAAAAAGAAUAAAAGAGAGCAUAAGCAUCGACAUGAUAAAAAACGAAAAGAUAAAAAGGAUGUACGAAAAGAAUCGGAUUCGCCAACGAUAGAAGAACUUCGAGCAAGAAGACUUGAGAGAGAAAGAAAUGAAAAGGCGAGACUACAGAGCCUCUAUUUAGAAGAUGAGGUAGAAACAGAUGAUAGGAAACGAUCGUAUAACUCUCAAUUUAAUCCAGAAGACACUUUAAAAGCAAAGCAAAAUAAAAGGCCCCGUCGUCGGGAUAAUUAUUAA
Messenger RNA from Cokeromyces recurvatus, 771 nucleotides. RefSeq lists its product as uncharacterized. Bases 1 to 771 code for a protein of 256 amino acids. NCBI's taxonomy places the organism in Eukaryota, Fungi, Mucoromycota, Mucoromycetes, Mucorales, Mucoraceae. The transcript is spliced from 4 exons. The record is from RefSeq and is a predicted model, not a curated record.